CAAAAUACUAUGCUUAGCAAAAGAUUAGUGGCAGGGUAAACCACAACCUCUGAGAUCAGGAACGACCUCUUCUAGCUUCCUCGUGGACAGGUUUAUCAGCAUUUGCCUAUAUUCUGUGGGAAAAGAAGAAGAAAUAAAAGAAAAUCACUCAACUUUUGAAAAUAAUGUUCAAAAUGAAAAAUGAGAUAGACAAUGAAUCUGAUUCAGAAAAUGAAGUUGUGGAUUAUACCAUCUUGUCCAGAAAAGACCUUGAUAGAUUAGAGGUCCCUAGACUUGAGAUCCCUAUCUCAGUACAGCAAAUCAUCUCUAAGAUUCAGCAAGCGCAGCUCUAUCGAGCCAGACAGGACAUUAAUAUGCAGCUGGCUGAUAUAAUGCAAACUGUGCAGCAGAAAAUAAGACCCUACACUGUUGAUGAGAAUGUGUACCCUAGAAGGAAAAUCUCCCUUACAGAACAGAAGAAAUGGAGAGUAAAUUUCCUGGGGAAAAUAGCUGCUCAUGCUAAUUCUGUUGAAAUUAAAGAAAAGACACUUGUCCACAUCCUGGCCUGGCUGAAAGAAUGGAAUGCCAUUUUGUCUGAGAUGACCGAAUUUGACAUUGAUGAACACCACUACUGGAUAGCACAAAUGGAGCUUUUACCAGAAACAUUCAAAGCAAUUGAGAGCAAUGUCAAGAUACUGAGUCGAACUACUGCCAUUUUGCUUGAAGAACAGAAUCAACAAAAGAAAAAAAUAACGACCAGAGGUACUCUAUGGAAAUCUUGGAAAGAAAGAGUUAUAAAGCGACCUGCAACAGCCCAUGCUUUAAGAUCAGAUCAGAUGAUUAGUGAUGAAUUCGCAACAAAUACAAAGGUUUCAGAAAUCCAAGGUAUGCUACAGGAACUUGUAAAAACUGCAAUGUUCAAUAAAUUGGAAAACAGUGCUAUUAAAUAUAUAUCAUCGACAAUAAAAAACCUUUCUAUAGCAUUGAGUUCACUAAAGGAUGAAUUAAAAGUUAACUUCCAAAAUGCCAAUAUGUAUAUGAAUGAGAUAAGUGGAGGAGAAAAAGAGGUCUCCCUAAAGAUAAUACAAGAGCUCAGUAAAGAAAAUGAAAUGCUUCAGCAGAAACUUCAAGAUGCAGAAGAAAAAUGUGAACAACUUAUUCAAUCCAAAGUGUCAACAGGGUCACUCACAUCAAACUUGAAAGUAUCACCUGAGCCUUCUCCACAAUCAUCCACGACCAGUAGCAAGGCUGAUAAAGAAGAGAGUAUAGAUAGUAUUUUAGCCAAAGAGUUUGAAAAUAGUAUGGAAGAGGCCCAAAGCAAGGGUACCAAAGCCUCAGGGAUCAAGUGGGACUCAGGUAUUUUAUACACAGCCCAAGAUGAAAUGACUCCAGAUUUAACUGAAGAGCAAUCCCUUCUACCUGAGAAAGUAGAGAAAACACCUUCUGAAGAUAUCACUAAAGGUAAGAGAUCACUGAAGAAAGGUGAUGUCUAUGAGAAAGGUGGGACUGAUCAGUAUCAAUCACAGAAAACAGCGAGCGCAAAGAGCCCAUAUGUGCAGGAGACCUCUGGAUCUACUCUGAGUGAUGAAAAAGGUAAAGAGAUAGUCUCAGAGACCAAAGUUGAUCACCACUUUGAGCUACCAGCACUGGAAAAGAAGGGUAAAGAAAGAAAAUUCCUUUCUGAAGCCAAAUCAAAGUCAUUCACUGAAUCAAAAAUUCAGCGUGUUUCUGCUGAUUUCCCUUCAACUGACACAAAGAGCCAAGAUGGCAAAAGUGCACCUAAUGUAUGGGACCGACUCAGGAAUAUGAAACUUGAACAUAUACUUGAGAAAAGCCAAAUUUCUUCAGAGAUUCAAGAGAAGCCUGCCACAGAGUCAACGGACAAAGAAAGCAAAAGUGAUAUGAGUAGCCAAGCACAGCCAUACAUUUCCACCCAACUUGAUCGUCCCUUUGAGAAAGUAAAAAGGAAAGGAAAAAAACAUCACAUCUCUCCAGAAACUACCAUAAGCAAAGAAGGAAAAACUGCAGAGAAGGACAUGUCAGUUUUCGCCAAGAAGCUCAAGUCUCAUGAACUUGUUAAGCCACAAUCUAGGGUAACUAAAGAGACUUCAGAAUCUACUCAAGUUCUAGGAAGUUCAGAUGGCAAAAUUGAACAGAGUAAUCUAGAAGACUUUCAUAAAGCCAUAAUGGCUUUCUUAAAAGAGAAAAUUGAUAACACAGGAAAGCCUUUGGAUAAAAAAACUGUGCCAGAAGAAGAGUUAAUGCUAAAAAAAGCAGAGGUGGAGAAAUUAGGAAUCAUAAAGGCAAAAAUGGAGGAAUAUUUCCAAAAUGUGGCUGAAACUGUGACAAAAAUCUUAAGAAAAUAUAAAGACAUAAAAAAUGCAGGACACGUUGGAAAGAAACCUAUUAAACGAAAAAAGGCAGUCUUACGUAUGCCAGGAUUGCAUUCUCAGAAGCCAAUUAGUGCAAUGUCUGAAAUGAGCUCCUUAUUGUCAUCUGUGAGCAUGGACCCAGUCACUCACAGUGUGAUACAAGCAAUCUUGACAGAAAUAGGAAGUGAAAUAGGUGCUCCUGUAGCCUCAAUAGCAGGGACAGGGCCUGAGAAGGAAAAACAAAGACAGGAGGAAUAUCUGCAAGAAGUUCAAGGAAAAGGUUUUGAUAUGGAUCUUAAAUACCAGUUGCCAGAAGAAAGGAAUCUCUGGAAGACAAGCUAUGAGAUGACAAGGAAGAAUUUGGAUAAGGAAAAGGCAUGGCUCCAGAUGAAGGAGGGAAAGCAAGAGCAGGAGCUGGAGGAAGCAUGGAAGGAAUGGCAAAGACAGAGGAUGCAAAAGCAGACUCAGCAAGAUGAGAAGCAAAAGCAAAUGGAAGAGGAGAAAGAGGAGCAGAAGCAAAAGCAGCAGCUGGAAGCAUGGAGGCAAAAAAUCAAAGGGCAAGGAAUACUCUUGGAGAAGAACAAGGGACAGCAGAUGGGGCAGAUUCAGAAAGAAGUCAAACAUCUGAAGCAAGAAAGUAGUUGGGAGGAGGAUGAAGAGAAGCGGAAAUCAAUGAGAAAAGUAGAGGAACAUGAAAGUCGGUGGCAGAAAAAAGUAAAGGAGCGGAUGAAGAUUAAGGAGGAAAACAUUGAAGAACUUGGAAAGGUAUUAGGCCACACUUCAGUGACGUUGGCUCCCAGAUGGAAGAACAUGUGGAAGAAGGCGUAUCAGUUACAGAAAAGAAAAGAGUCGCAUGUAAAUCUUAAGACACCAGAGACUCUUGUUGAAGAGCACUCCAUGCCAAUCAUUCCUCCCACCUCCACACAGUCUUCCUCACCUGAGCCCUUUCCUAUUUCUGGAAAGUCUCCCACAAAGUCCAUUGCUGUCAUUCAUGAGGAGGCCCCAGCACUGGGAAUCACUCAUCCCUCUCAGCAGAUUCAAGCAUUGGGGAGUACCCCUACUCCAAAGAUGUCUCAGGGUUUAGGAGUAACUUAUCCACCUGAGCAGGCACAGGCAUUGAGGACUCCUCUCACUUUUGAACAAAUCCCCAAAUUGAAAAUUCCUUUCAAACUUCAGAAGACACAAAUACCAGAGGCCUUUCUUAUGCAGCAACAAGACCAGGCAUUGGGGACCCCUAUUAUCCCCGAGGAAAACCAGUCACUAAAGUCAUUUCUCACAUUAGAACAAGCCCAGGCAAAGCACAUCCCACUAACAGCAGAACAGGCACAGAUUUGGGGGGUCCCUAUUACCCAAGAACAGGGCCACACACAUGAGGUCAUUCAUAUCCCUCAGUGGGCCCAGACCCAGGAAAUCACAUUCACCCCCGAGCAGGUCCAGACCCAGAGGCUCAGUCUCACUGGGCAGCAGGCCCAGGCUUUUGAGGUCACUCUCACCCCUCAGCAGGCCCAGGCACUUGGGCUCACUCUCACCCCUGAACAGGCCCAGGCACUUGGGGUCACUGUCACUCCUGAACAGGCCCAGGCACUCGGGGUCACUCUCACCCCUCAGCAGGCACAGGCCCUUGGGAUCACUGUCACUCCUGAACAGGCCCAGGCACUCGGGGUCACUCUCACCCCUCAGCAGGCCCAGGAACUUGGGGUCACUGUCACUCCCGAACAGGCCCACCCACUUGGAGUCAUUGUCACCCCUCAGCAGGCCCAGGCACUUGGGCUCACUCUCACCCCUGAACAGGCCCAGGCACUUGGGGUCACUGUCACUCCUGAACAGGCCCAGGCACUCGGGGUCACUCUCACCCCUCAGCAGGCACAGGCCCUUGGGCUCACUCUCACCCCUGAACAGGCCCAGGCCCUUGGGGUCACUCUCACCCCUCAGCAGGCCCAGGAACUUGGGGUCACUGUCACCCCUGAACAGGCCCAGGCCCUUGGGAUCACUGUCACUCCUGAACAGGCCCAGGCACUCGGGGUCACUCUCACCCCUCAGCAGGCCCAGAAACUUGGGGUCACUGUCACCCCCAAACAGGCCCAGGCCCUUGGGGUCACUGUCACUCCAGAACAGGCCCAGGCACUCGAGGUCACUGUCACCCCUCAGCAGGCCCAGGAACUUGGGGUCACUCUCACCCCUGAACAGGCACAGGCACUUGGGGUCACUGUCACUCCUGAACAGGCCCAGGAACUCAGGGUCAGUCUCACCCCUCAGCAGGCCCAGGCACUUGGGGUCACUGUCACCCCCAAACAGGCCCAGGCACUUGGGGUCACUGUCACUCCCGAACAGGCCCACCCACUUGGAGUCAUUGUCACCCCUCAGCAGGCCCAGGCACUUGGGCUCACUCUCACCCCUGAACAGGCCCAGGCACUUGGGGUCACUGUCACUCCUGAACAGGCCCAGGAACUCGGGGUCACUCUCACCCCUCAGCAGGCACAGGCCCUUGGGCUCACUCUCACCCCUGAACAGGCCCAGGCACUUGGGGUCACUGUCACUCCUGAACAGGCCCAGGCACUCGGGGUCACUCUCACCCCUCAGCAGGCCCAGGAACUUGGGGUCACUGUCACUCCCGAACAGGCCCACCCACUUGGAGUCAUUGUCACCCCUCAGCAGGCCCAGGCACUUGGGCUCACUCUCACCCCUGAACAGGCCCAGGCACUUGGGGUCACUGUCACUCCUGAACAGGCCCAGGCCCUUGGGGUCACUCUCACCCCUCAGCAGGCCCAGGAACUUGGGGUCACUGUCACCCCUGAACAGGCCCAGGCACUUGGGGUCACUGUCACUCCUGAACAGGCCCAGGAACUUGGGGUCACUCUCACACCUCAGCAGGCCCAGGCACUUGGGGUCACUGUCACCCCUCAGCAGGCCCAGGCACUUGGGAUCACUGUCACUCCUGAACAAGCCCACACACUUGGAGUCAUUGUUACCCCUCAGCAGGCCCAGGGACUUGGGCUCACUCUCACCCCUGAACAGGCCCAGGCACUUGGGGUCACUGUCACUCCCGAACAGGCCCAGGAACUCAGGGUCACUCUCACCCCUCAGCAGGCCCAGGCACUUGGGGUCACUGUCACACCUGAACAGGCCCAGGCACUCGGGGUCACUCUCACCCCUCAGCAGGCCCAGGAACUUGGGGUCACUCUCACCCCUGAACAGGCCCAGGCACUUGGGAUCACUGUCACCCCUCAGCAGGCCCAGGCACUUGGGAUCACUGUCACUCCUGAACAGGCCCACGCACUUGGAGUCAUUGUUACCCCUCAGCAGGCCCAGGGACUUGGGCUCACUCUCACCCCUGAACAGGCCCAGGUACUUGGGGUCACUGUCACUCCUGAACAGGCCCAGGAACUCGGGGUCACUCUCACUCCUGAACAGGCCCCGGAACUCGGGAGGUCUUUGGGGCCCCCUCUCACCUCAGAUAAAGCCCACAUUUUAAGAUAUCCCGUUACCCCUAAGAAAGUCCAACUUUUGGGGGCUCCCUACACCCCAGGACAGGCCCACCCUAGGGAUAUUGCUCAUAUGUCUAAGCAGGACCUAAAAUCAAGAGCUCCUCCCACUAAUGAGCAGCUUUCACAACAUUGGGCUGCUCCUCCUUCAGGACAUACCCUGAAAGUGGGGACCUUUCCUGUUACUGAUAAAUCCAUCAAACCAAGUGCUCCCCACAUUCCUAAGCAAUUCCCCAUAAUGGCUCCUUCCACUCUGAAACCAUUUCAAGAAUCAAAGAUGUCUCUCCCCUCUAGGCACUCCAUUCAAUCAAAACCUAGGCAGUCUCUGGCAUCAUCAUCUAUUGCUGAGAAGUCCUCUAUAUUUGAGGUGUCUUCUACUCCUUUGCAGAUAUCAAGGUCUCCUUUUACCCAAGUCUCUGAGAAAUCCCUAGCGAAAGGGAUUGCUUCUGACCCUAAGAAGCUCCUGGUACCACCGACUUUUCCUUCCUCUGGACAGGCACUGGUUUCUAAGGGUCAGUCUGCCUCUGUGCAGUUCUUAGCACCAGAGGCCGGUCCCACCCCUGGGAAGCUCCCAGUAUCAGGGGCCCCUCCAACUCCAGAACAGCCCCUUACACUGGAUUCCCUUCUUAGCUCUAGGAAGUUCCUCAGAACUAAGGAGUCUCUGACUCCCCAGUCACCUCUUGCCCCUGGACAGCCCUUUAUAUCUGGAGUUCCACCCAUCUCCUCACAGAUUCCCAGUCUUUGGGCUCCUCUUGCUCCUGGGAAGUCCUUGGUACCUGGGGCCUCUUCUAUCCCUGAGGAGCUCAUGGAAUCUGAACCCUUAACCCUCUCUGAGCAGCACCAGACAUUUCAGCUCCCUGCCACCUAUGAGCAGUCUCCCUAUCUACAAGCCCCUUCCACCCUUGGACAGCAUCUGGCACCAUGGACCUUUCCUAGACAAGCCUCCCCACUAUGGAUCUCUCCCACCCCUAGGCAUCGUCCAGCACUAUGGGCCCCCUCAACCCCUGGAAUGCCCCAGAAAGAUUUGUCCUCUUCUGUCACUAAGAAAAGUCAGGAAAGAUUGGCAAUUAUUUCUUCUCUAAAGUCCAAAUCAGCAUUCGUCCAUCCCAGUGCUCCAAGCUCCAAAGUACCUCAAGCCCCUUUCACCACUAAAAAGUUCCAAAUAUCAGAGGUCUCUGACACUUCUGAAGAAAUCCAGAGAUUCCAUGAUCCUUUUGCUAUGGAACAAUUUAUGACAUUUCAGUCCUAUCUCACCAGUUAUAGGACACCAGGAUCACAAACCCCUUCCAUUGAUGAUGGAUACCUUCCAACUCUCAGGAAGCCUAUAACAUCACUUCCUUCUCUUCCUACUCAACUACCCAAAACAUCACAGAUUUUGCAUUCUGAAUGGGACUGGAAAUCCCGAUUCCCCCCUAUAAACAAGCCCUGCAUAAUGACUUCAGUUUCAGGCACCAAGAAACCCAAGAUGAUGGUACCUCCUUCCUCUCCCCAAGAUCUCAAAGAGCAGAGGUAUUUUGUUGACGUGGAGGCUCAAAGGAAAAACCUAAUACUCUUAAAUCAGGCUACAAAAACUUCUGGACUUCCUUCAGAGCUACACACAACUGCUAGGAAUCUCAUAAUUGAGACAUUUCAUACAGACACCGUUCGGCUGGGAUACCUAUUCCACAAGUACAUUGCCUAUAGGCUGAUCCAGCGUGCAAGAAACAACAUAAUCAAACGAUUACAAGCCAUCCAAAACAGUGGGAAAGGUUAUGAAACCCAGAACCUCUACUUAAUACUAAGCAGAAUUGACGACUACCAGAAAAAGGUGAUGGUGGUCUGGACUGAGAAGCAGAAGUCUCUAGAGCAGAAACGGAAUCAGUGUCUGAGGAAAAUGAUGUCCUUAUUUGGCCAGCUCCAACAGAUGCAUAAAUUGAAUCUUAGUCAACCUGUACCUUUGAUCAUCGACAGAAAGCAAAUACCUGCCCCUAUCAAAUCUGUUCACCAGCCAUUCCCAGAGCUAAUAGAAAAGGACAGAAAAACUGACAUGUUCAAGAAAUCAAGGUAUGUGGAAGACCAGAUGGAAGCCAUCUGGAAUGCUGAUCAGUCAACUUCAAGCUACCCAAUUGCUGAGAAGACAUCAAUGCAUUCACUGUGGGCCCAGCUGGGUGGGUACCCAGCUCUUCCUAUGCUGCUCCAGUUAGAUGUUCAGUCUACCUUCAGAAAAUCUCUGGCAUCCAUUCAAUCAAAGUAAGUUAAGGACUGGGAGCAGUCUGAUAACUGGGCCUUUGG
Molecule: messenger RNA, 8104 nt
Organism: Phyllostomus discolor (pale spear-nosed bat)
Lineage: Eukaryota; Metazoa; Chordata; Mammalia; Chiroptera; Phyllostomidae
Gene: FAM186A
Product: family with sequence similarity 186 member A
Exons: 10
Coding region: 165-8066 (2633 amino acids)
Source: RefSeq, a predicted model, not a curated record